UAACUGGCAACACUGUUUUUGAAUAGAAGAAAAACAACGUUCCUGUCUCCUAGUUGUGUUGAAAGGGCUUGUCAUAAUUGUUAGCAGAGAAAGUUAACGACUGGCGCAAAUUUACUUUAUCCCGAAGCAGGUAUACCAGAAUUGUUGAAUCGAGCUGGCCUAUAUCUAAAAAAUCACAUGACCGGUCCAAGGGGCCGGCCUUCACGAUAGAUGGACCCAUUUAAGAAUGUGUCCUUAUCACCUUCGUCUGGGGCACUGUCAGUGCCUUUGCUGGACAGCAGCGACGAAGCUAGUGACGAAAGGACUAGUUUUGUCAGGUCUUCAAAAUCACAGAGGAAAUACGGAAGUACAACAAGCGGAAGCAGCAUGAAUGACUCUUUAUCACCGUCAAGAUUUCAUCCUAGUUGUCAUAUGGAACACAAAGUUCAAGCAGGGGACACAUUGGCUGGAAUUGCCCUUCGAUAUCAGACUACGAUGGAACAUAUUAAACGUAUCAACAAAAUGUGGACCAGCGAUACCCUCUUUCUACGAGAAACCUUACUUGUUCCAUGUCCAAUGGAAGACACUUCUGCUGGCAUGAAUGCCUUUGCCACACUAAUGAUAGAAAAUGAAACAAACGGGACAGUAGUUCCUACCUUGGACACAUCCUGUACUGAAGUCCCCUCCUUUUUCCCUGAAGUUAGCCUUAGGUCAGUGAAAAGCAAGCCUGAUCUGGCAAGGACCAGUUCUGCGAGCAGUGCAAGUAGCAGCAGCAUUGACUAUGAUAAAAGUAUUCAUGAUUAUCUUGGAGACAUUGACAGUCAAAUCAAAGAAGCAAAAUCAAAAGCACAUAAACUGCAAAAGACAAGUGAUGUAUUGAAGAGCCAUCCAGAUGUGAACAAGGGUUCGUGGCCAAGAUCACAACAAGCUUCAACAAGGUUGAGAAUGAGCUUGGCAGAACUUGGAGGAGAGUUCAAUGCUGCAACUUCUUCUGAUCAUGUGCCUGCCACAGAAGUUGUAGGUGGAGCAAGAAGCAGGAAGACAAAGUCAAUGUUCCAUCACAGGGAUAGAUUUCAAGAUGAAAUCUUUGAGUUGUAAUCUAUUCGUCAUCUUGUUUUUCAGCCGAGCGGCGUUGAGCGAACCGUUGUACAUUGUAUUUAUCAUGAUUGUGAUAUCUCAUUAGAGUUUAAUCAUGCUCCUUAAACGAUUUCAUUUCUUGUUUAACUGUAACCAAGAAAUUUCUCUUGAAGAUUCGGCGCCAUUUCUCCUUGUCCCUUCUGCUCGUCUCAGACACACGUGCAACUACAGGAAAUCCACACACUUCAAACAUUUUUUUCCUAAUCUUAACUUCCUGCUUAAUAGGUGUUGUAACCAUUGUUAUUUUAACAUAUUUUUUUCUAAACACUCUGCUAGUCAAGGAAUUGGUUAAUACAAACUCACAUCCAUGAUUAAA
This is a messenger RNA of Daphnia magna, 1432 nucleotides long. Its product is annotated as lysM and putative peptidoglycan-binding domain-containing protein 2. The transcript is spliced from 3 exons. The record is from RefSeq and is a predicted model, not a curated record. Bases 211 to 1077 code for a protein of 288 amino acids. Lineage: Eukaryota; Metazoa; Arthropoda; Branchiopoda; Diplostraca; Daphniidae.